Oppia nitens is the source of this 1003-nucleotide messenger RNA. RefSeq names its product epidermal retinol dehydrogenase 2-like. The record is from RefSeq and is a predicted model, not a curated record. Bases 98 to 1003 code for a protein of 301 amino acids. NCBI's taxonomy places the organism in Eukaryota, Metazoa, Arthropoda, Arachnida, Sarcoptiformes, Oppiidae. The transcript has a single exon. Gene Ontology annotation, molecular function: oxidoreductase activity, acting on the CH-OH group of donors, NAD or NADP as acceptor.
UUUGAUCGCUAGUUUGAUGUUUUAAUUUUUAUAAAGUAUAUAAUUUUAAUCAAACUUUUAAAUACAUGUAUUUUGAAGUAAAUUUCUAAUUGUAAAAAUGUUAACUUUAAUCUUAACAUUAAUUUUAGUGCUUUUAUUUGUGUGUUUUCGCUAUGAUAUCAUCAAAUAUAUACCAAAAAGCCUAAGAUAUAAGUCAAUAAUUGGCGAAAAUGUGGUCAUCACUGGUGCUGGUGGUGGGUUAGGUCGCCUAUUGGCUCUACAGUUUGCUAAAUAUGGAGCAAAUCUGGCGCUUAUAGACAUUAAUAGUUCAGAUUUGAGAGACACAAAACAGUUAAUUGAAAAACAAUAUAAAGUUAAUAUUAAAGAUUAUGUUUGCGAUUUAGCCGACAGACAAGUUGUCUAUAAAACAUCCGAUAAAAUCAAUGAAGAUUUCGGUUUUAUUUCAAUUUUGGUCAACAAUGCGGGAGUUCUCUACGGCAAGACUUUUCUUGAAUUGAAUGAUCAAAAUAUUAUCAAUACAUUCAAUGUUAACGCCAUCAGCAACUUCUGGACAAUCAAAUCAUUUUUGCCAAAUAUGUUAACCAAAAACAGGGGACAUAUUGUUAACAUAGUAUCGAUUUCAGGUUUGUCUGGUGUAGUCAAGCAAAGCGACUACUGUUCCUCAAAAUUUGCUGUUAUUGGACUCACUGAAAGUCUUAGGUAUGAGCUAUUAAAGCGCGAUAACAACCAAAUCAAGACCACCAUUGUUUGUCCAACAUUUUUCGAUACACCACUAGUUUCGGGUGUCAGACCAACCAACCAAAUCACAAUACUUGAUCCCAAUUGUGUGGCCGAACAGGCUAUGGAUGCCGUUCUCUCUAAUAAAGAGAUGAUUGUUGUACCCAAUCAUUUAAAUUUAAUCUUUAUUUUAAAAGCCUUACUUCCGAUUUCAGUAUUUGAUGUCAUCUUUAGAUUUAUUGGUGGAUAUGAUGUUAUGCAACAUUUUAAAGGCAGAAAAUAUUAA